GUCGAUUGGCUUGCAAUUAAAUACUCUUUUUCGUGGCAUAGACUUUUGCGGGCGUGCUUAUAUUCUAAGUCACGGCUUAAAUCUUAUAAUAUUGUUGGUGAAAAAACUAUAACUUAGCAUCAUGUAUAGCGGAGAGGAUUAUGGAAGUGCUGACUACUAUGACGAUUAUGGACACACCGGCGAUCCGCAAUUGGAUAUGGAAUAUGAACGUAGUUACUACGCAAGUCGAAUGCCCGACAAUGUAAAGUUUUUCCUUCAAAACUUCUGUCAGGCCAUUAAAGAGGGUGUACUAUUCGAUAUACAAAAUAUGUACGAGAAUACGUUCCCACAAAUUAGUGACCAUCAUUUCGAUAAAAGCGCUUGGCCUGAUGAGCAAGAAGUAGCGUCAAUUGUAGAUAACGAUAAAGUUUUCUUAAUUUUAUACAAGGAAUUGUACUACCGUCACAUUCACGCCCGUAUACCUGGCGGUCCUAAAUUAGAUCAACGCAUAAAUUCAUUCUUUAAUUAUUGCGAUUUCUUCAACCUAAUAAUUUCAUCACAAAAUCCAGUAUCAUUGGAAUUACCUGAUAUCUGGUUGUGGGAACUAGUUGAUGAAUUUGUUUACCAAUUCCAAAACUUUGCGCAAUACAGAGCGCGUCUUACUGACAAGACACAGGAAGAGAUCCAACAACUUUGUGUUAAUCAUAGUAAUGUUUGGAGUAUACUCUGCAUAUUAAACGUUCUUCAUUCUCUUGUGGAUAUUUCAAACAUUAAGAAACAACUGGAAGCAAUUUCCCAAGGAAACGAUCCCCAAACUGUUGCUGGAGAGUUUGGCGAAUUGUCGUUUUAUAAAAUGUUGGGUUAUUUCUCUUUGGUAGGCCUCUUGCGUGUACAUUCACUGUUGGGCGAUUAUUAUCAAGCUAUUAAAGUACUGGAACCAAUAGAAAUCCACAAGAAGUCGCAGUAUUCUCAUAUACCUGCCUGCCAAAUUUCAACUUCAUACUACGUUGGAUUCGCAUACAUGAUGAUGCGCCGUUAUGCUGAUGCUAUUCGCACUUUCUCUGAAAUCCUCUUGUACAUUCAACGCACCAAGCAGUUGUACAGCACGCGCUCAUACCAAAACGAUCAAAUUAACAAGCAAGCUGAACAAAUGUACCACUUGUUGGCAAUCUGCCUUGUUUUACAUCCACAAUGCAUUGAUGAGUCAAUUCAACAAGUUCUUCGUGAAAAGAAUUAUCAUGAUGCUAUGUUCAAGAUGCAAUGUGGCGAUUUGGAAGUAUUUAAAUCGUUCUUCAUCUUCGCUUGUCCACGAUUUGUUAGCCCAUGCCCGCCCGCCGCCGAUGCUCCGAUGGAGGAUUACGUUAAAGAUCCAAUGGAACAUCAACUGAUGGUGUUUAUGGAUGAAGUGCGUCAGCAAAAGGACUUGCCUACAACACGUUCUUAUCUCAAACUGUACACAACAUUACCAUUAGUCAAAUUGGCCUCAUUUAUCGAUUCGAACGCCAGUGAAGAUGACGUUUCAAAACUGCUUAUUCGUUUGCUUUGUUUUAAGCACAAAAUGCGUAACUUGGUCUGGACCAAGGGCUCUAGUGGUUUAGAAGGCUCUUUCAAAUCUGGUUCAGAGUUGGACUUCUAUAUUGAUGAUGAUAUGAUCCAUAUAGCCGACACGAAGAUUUCACAUCGUUAUGGCGACUUCUUUGUUCGAAAAAUAAUGAAGUUCAAUGAUCUUAACCGUAAAUUGAAGAACAUCCACAUUUAAAUGGUGCACCAGCAAAUUAUUUGUAAUCAUUAUUUUAUUUAUAGAAAAUGCGCAUAAAAAAACAACCGUUUGCAAUGUAAAAUUAUAAGGAAAUAGCAAACCUCAUACGAAAUAAAGUUUGUAGAAGCGCCAA
Messenger RNA from Bactrocera neohumeralis, 1871 nucleotides. It is a transcript of the gene eIF3l, whose product is annotated as eukaryotic translation initiation factor 3 subunit L. The record is from RefSeq and is a predicted model, not a curated record. Gene Ontology annotation, cellular component: cytoplasm; eukaryotic translation initiation factor 3 complex. NCBI's taxonomy places the organism in Eukaryota, Metazoa, Arthropoda, Insecta, Diptera, Tephritidae. Bases 122 to 1738 code for a protein of 538 amino acids. Gene Ontology annotation, molecular function: protein binding; translation initiation factor activity. Gene Ontology annotation, biological process: translational initiation. The transcript has 4 exons.